GCCCCGCCCUGGCCCCACCAUGACCGGCUCCGCGGCCGACACUCACCGCUGCCCCCACCCCAAAGGCGCCAAAGGCACCCGGUCCCGGAGCAGCCACGCGCGGCCCGUGAGCCUCGCCACCAGCGGGGGCUCGGAGGAGGAGGACAAAGACGGCGGGGUGCUGUUUCACGUUAACAAGAGCGGCUUCCCCAUCGACAGCCACACCUGGGAGCGCAUGUGGAUGCACGUGGCCAAGGUGCACCCCAAGGGGGGAGAAAUGGUGGGCGCCAUCAGGAACGCCACGUUCUUGGCAAAGCCUUCAGUGCCCCAGGUUCCAAACUACAGGCUGUCGAUGACCAUCCCAGACUGGCUCCAGGCAAUCCAGAACUACAUGAAGACACUACAAUACAAUCAUACAGGGACCCAGUUCUUUGAAAUUAGGAAAAUGAGACCGCUGAGUGGGUUAAUGGAAACAGCAAAAGAAAUGACUCGGGAGUCCUUGCCUAUCAAAUGCCUUGAAGCUGUCAUCCUGGGCAUAUACUUAACCAAUGGACAGCCUUCCAUCGAGCGAUUCCCCAUCAGCUUUAAAACCUACUUCUCAGGAAACUACUUUCACCAUGUUGUGCUGGGGAUUUAUUGCAAUGGCCGCUAUGGCUCACUGGGCAUGAGCCGGAGGGCUGAGCUGAUGGACAAGCCGUUGACCUUUCGGACUUUGAGUGACCUCAUCUUUGACUUUGAAGACUCCUACAAGAAGUACCUGCACACAGUCAAGAAGGUCAAGAUUGGGCUGUAUGUCCCCCAUGAGCCUCAUAGCUUUCAGCCCAUUGAGUGGAAGCAGCUGGUCCUCAAUGUCUCAAAGAUGUUGAGGGCUGACAUAAGGAAGGAGCUGGAGAAAUAUGCCAGGGACAUGAGAAUGAAGAUCCUGAAACCUGCAAGUGCCCAUUCUCCAACCCAAGUGAGAAGUCGGGGGAAAUCCCUGUCCCCCAGAAGGAGACAGGCAAGCCCCCCGAGACGGCUCGGCAGGAGAGACAAGUCCCGAGGCAAGCGACCCUGCCUGCGCCUGCAGAGGACAGCGCUCAGACUGCCGCAGUUAUCCCAGCUUCCGCCAUUGCUGCAGACUAGAACCCAGGACACCCUGGUUCCUAGAGGUGUGUCUGGAGAGGAGCAGCUUCUCAGCUUCUACCCGUGGCCUUCACCAAGCAGGCUUUUCUCCAGGCCUGCACUGCCUGAGAAGAAGGUGGCUGACCUCAGCACGCUGAAUGAAGUGGGCUACCAAAUCCGAAUUUAGGCAAGCCAUAUCAGCCAACAAGGGGGCUUCUCUGGUGCUUCUCUCUGCACUUUACCCCAGCAUCUUCAGGAGGAACUGCAACUAUGGAGAACCUGUGGAUUUUAUUUUUACGGAUUCACUUGGACGUGGAAGCGGAGUGGGGGGCAACAAUUAACUUUGAAAGAAAAUUCACGAAGGGGCAACCAUGGAAAGGCUGAAGUAAGAAAGCCCACUGCGGUUGGACUGACUCCCUCACUGCAGAUAGAAAGGGUAAUACCAUAAACUGUAGUUUUAUAUUUUCCCAUUCACCUGUUUUUGUUUACUUGCUUUUGAACAUUAUGCCUCCACCGGUAGGAAAUGUUAAUGAAACCCUCCCUCCUACUUUUGAUAUAGUAAGGUAACUCAGUCAGUAUUAAUGUCUUUUUCAGCAAUAACAGAGGCAAAGAUUGGUGGGAUUUUUUUUUUUUUUUUAAGCAGUCAAUAUUACCUCAGCAUCUUGACAUCAGAUAUGCAAACUUAAUGGUGUUUUCAUUUUUUUUAUAUUCUAUUUGUAUUGCUUCCCCGAUAUUUCCAAUGGGGAUGUCCACAAAGUUUGGAAUUUUUUCCUGGUGCACACAUAAUGAGAUUUAAGGUUAUUAUAUCAAGUGUUUUACUAAAAAAAAAAGCACUGAAAUUCUUCUGGCAGUACGGGAAACUAUUUUCAGGAUGUUGGAACUACUUCUUAAUCUUUCUUAAAGCAUUCACGGACAGCGGUUUCUGUUCUUUCAAAACAAAACAAAAAGCACGUGCAGGAGGUAGUCUAUGUUCUGUCACUGACAUUUAAACUUUGCAACCUCCAGCAAAAAAGAAAAAAAAAAAAAAGCACAAGAGGUCAUAGCGCCGUGACACAAAGUGAGCAAUAUUGCAGCGACCUCCGACAGUCACACACGCAGAAAGGCAGAGGCCCGCAGUGGAUCAGUAGAGAGCCUGGAGAAGCAGAUAACCUUUCUCUUCAACGUUCCAUCUGAUUUUUGAACUCUGAGUCAGACCUUGAUUCUGAAGGACUCACGGCUGGUAGAGACGUGUUCCGAUGUCUUAUGUUAAGACCAAGUGUGGCACGAUGUGAUCAUUUUCCAGUACCUUGCUUUUUAAAGUACCACUUCGUGACAUUUAGGAACUAGCAAUUGGCAAAUGCAGUGAAUGAGAGAAGCAGAGCCUUUUUUAAAAUGGAAAAGUCUCUCAGGUACAGUGUUACACCUUAUAGCCUGAUGUAGUCCAUCAAGGGCAGGAGGAGUAUGUGGCCUGCAUAUGGUGGUCACAGUGGAACUUCCGGCUGCGGGCCACACAGAAGAACUCUAACAGCCAAAUCUGUGUUAGCAAUAUCAGGAGUAUGCUUCUGUUGCAUCUGCGUUUUCUCAGCCGCCGUGCCAACUCGUGAGACCCACAGGCGUAUUUAAGUGAAGUCUACUAGUCAACGAAAGUGUUAUUUUAGUCUCAGUGCUUCCUCUCUGGCUUUCUUUCACUGAAGGUGAUUUCAGAAAGGGAGUAAAAAAAGUAAGAAUCUGCUUGAUUCUUGACCAGUAAAACCACCGAAGGUGACUUCGUCCUUUGGCCACGUAUGCACGCGCUCGCUUUAUGCUAAAACUCAAUGGCAUCAACAGACAGUAUUUUCUUGAAAAAGAAGGACAUUUAAUGUCCUUUACAUGAAAAGUACCGAGUAAGCAUACAUCUCAACUAGGUGAAGAUACAGAAGUUAAAAAUUCUGAACUUGAUCACUUUAAGAAUACUAUUAUCAGAGUUUAAAAUGAGGUUUCUUUAUACGUCUUCAUAAGGCAAACUCAUUUGAAUUAGUCAAUUCGUUCUUCUUCUAAAACAAUCCCGACUUAGCUCCUUUUAUGUAUGAAAAACAAGAUUUACAUAUCUUAUGUUUAUCAAUGUGAAAUCUUGUUAUCUCCAGUAAGUAUUUAUACCACUGCACUUACACCACUGCAGUAUAAGUAGCUUAGAAUAAGGAUUUUCUAAGAGCCUGGAAUAGGAUUUUCCAAGUGUUGCUCAAGUACUGUCCCAUCCAAAGUAGAAAAGGUCAGUAGUUGCAGAGCCUUGUUUCCCACAAAAAUGGGUAAGAGAACAGGGACACAGACCAUUUCUAAUAUUCUGAUGUAUAAGCCUUAAAACUGCCAACUGUCUUGAUGAUUCAAUUAGUAACCUGAUUUUUUUCCACUCCUUGAUUUUAAGAUUCAUUUCCCCAAAGCAAGUGUUCGUGGCAGAAACAGGAAAAUUAAUUUAAAAUACUCUUAGUUUUCAUUCUGUUUUCAAUGCCUAUGGAAUUAUGUUAAUUGCUAAAAGAUUUGAGACAGGCACCAAACUCCUAAAUUCUAGUGCAAUAAUUUAAUUGAAAUGAUACUAAGGUUAAAAAAAAAAACAAAAAACAAAAACCAUGACAUGAUUUACCCCCCAAAAUGGAUUUUAAGACUGGCUAUAAUUCAAAAGAUAAAAAGGAAAUCUAUGAGAUGAUUUGAAUCUAGUAUUUAAAGUUAUUCAUGCAAGAGAAGUUUUGUGCUCAAGCCAUUAUGGGGAUACAUGGCAAAGUUUAAAUGGAUGACAGAAAUCUUGAUUUUAGACUACAUGUUGUGCUGUUUUGAGUACACUUUAUUUCAGAAAGUGAUAUUUAGUAUUUUCUAUACACUUUGAAAUCAUGAGCAUUUCACUUUUUCUAAGUCAAUUAUUUCAUAAGGAUUUUAUUAAUAGAUAUUGGUAAAUAGAACUUUGGAGAUCUUAAUUCUGUAUUCUUACUAUACCCGAGGCUUUUGUAAGCUAUAGUUUUAUGUACAACCUUGUACAGUUUUUUUGACACACAAUUCAGAAUCUUGUUUAUUCUCCUGGACUUUGUUCUGGCCAAUACAUUUUUUUUAAAUCUUUAAGGAAAACUGUGAUUGUUUUAGUGGGUAUUUUUCUAAGUAAAGGAAAACUUGUAUAAUGGUAUUUUAGAGAAUGCCAGAUCAGUGCAUGUUUCAAGUUAAUGUUUUUCUCAUCACUUGUAUGUUUAUACACAGCAUGGGACUUUAAUAAAACCAUCCUGGAAACUGAA
This is a messenger RNA of Neofelis nebulosa (Clouded leopard), 4313 nucleotides long. It is a transcript of the gene VASH2, whose product is annotated as vasohibin 2. Lineage: Eukaryota; Metazoa; Chordata; Mammalia; Carnivora; Felidae. Gene Ontology annotation, cellular component: cytoplasm. The transcript is spliced from 9 exons. The record is from RefSeq and is a predicted model, not a curated record. Bases 20 to 1267 code for a protein of 415 amino acids. Gene Ontology annotation, biological process: regulation of angiogenesis.